AUGGGUUCCGUCGCUAAGCAGUCUGGUACUUUCCUCUUCACAUCCGAGUCUGUCGGCGAGGGUCACCCUGAUAAGAUUGCUGAUCAGGUUUCCGAUGCCAUUCUCGAUGCCUGCCUUCGUGAGGACCCCCUCUCCAAGGUUGCUUGCGAGACUGCCACCAAGACUGGUAUGAUCAUGGUCUUCGGUGAGAUUACCACCAAGGCUCGCCUGGAUUACCAGAAGGUUAUCCGUGAUGCUAUCAAGGACAUCGGUUAUGAUGCCUCCGAGAAGGGCUUUGACUACAAGACCUGUAACGUCUUGGUUGCCAUUGAGCAGCAGUCGCCCGAUAUCGCUCAAGGUCUGCACUACGAUGAGGCCCUUGAGAAGCUUGGUGCUGGUGACCAGGGUAUCAUGUUCGGCUAUGCCACCGAUGAGACCCCUGAGCUCCUCCCUCUCACCGUAAUCCUUUCUCACAAGCUCAACGCUGCCAUGAAGGCUGCUCGUCUGGACGGCACCAUCCCCUGGUUGCUCCCCGAUACCAAGACCCAGGUUACCAUUGAGUACGCCCACGACAACGGUGCUGUCAAGCCCCUGCGUGUCGACACCGUCGUCAUCUCUGCCCAGCACUCUGAUGAUGUCUCCACUGAGGAGCUCCGCACUGUCCUCAAGGAGAAGAUUGUGCGUGGUGUCAUCCCCGCUAACCUCCUCGAUGACCGCACUGUUUACCACAUGCAGCCCUCCGGCCGCUUCGUUAUCGGUGGUCCCCAGGGUGAUGCUGGUCUGACUGGUCGUAAGAUUAUCGUCGAUACCUACGGUGGUUGGGGUGCCCACGGUGGUGGUGCUUUCUCCGGAAAGGACUACUCCAAGGUCGACCGUUCCGCUGCCUACGUUGCCCGCUGGGUCGCCAAGUCUCUGGUUAACGCCAAGCUGGCCCGCCGUGCCCUCGUCCAGCUGUCCUACGCCAUUGGUGUUGCUGAGCCCCUUUCCAUCUUCGUUGAGACCUACGGUACCUCCGAGAAGACCUCCGAUGAGCUCGUUGAGAUCAUUCGUAACAACUUUGAUCUCCGCCCUGGUGUCAUUGUCAAGGAUCUUGACCUUGCUCGCCCCAUCUACUUCCAGACUGCCAAGAACGGUCACUUCACCAAUCAGGAGUUCAGCUGGGAGAAGCCCAAGACCCUCAAGCUCUAA
Messenger RNA from Penicillium taxi, 1167 nucleotides. RefSeq names its product S-adenosylmethionine synthetase. Gene Ontology annotation, biological process: S-adenosylmethionine biosynthetic process. The transcript is spliced from 3 exons. Gene Ontology annotation, molecular function: methionine adenosyltransferase activity; ATP binding. Gene Ontology annotation, cellular component: cytosol. Lineage: Eukaryota; Fungi; Ascomycota; Eurotiomycetes; Eurotiales; Aspergillaceae. The coding region runs from base 1 to 1167 and encodes 388 amino acids. The record is from RefSeq and is a predicted model, not a curated record.